Messenger RNA from Maniola jurtina (meadow brown), 1816 nucleotides. RefSeq lists its product as uncharacterized. Lineage: Eukaryota; Metazoa; Arthropoda; Insecta; Lepidoptera; Nymphalidae. The coding region runs from base 547 to 1086 and encodes 179 amino acids. The transcript has 5 exons. The record is from RefSeq and is a predicted model, not a curated record.
ACGUAGAGAUUAGAGAAGCGAUUCGUUUUGCACUUUGCAGUUAGCUAGUUAGUGAUAACGCGGACUCCGAACAAAUCACACGCUAAAACUAUUUUACGAUUAACCUUUGCUUGAUUAGAUAUUUUCAAAAUAAAUAAACAUAGCGGCUUCUCAAAGAAAUUUCAUGUGUUAAAGAUCAAAUGAAUUGAUCUGAAGCUGAAGUGAAAUGUGUUCUGAUAACUUUUAAAAGUAAACGUUUUAAAAGUUUAGUUUAACUUUCAAAAAGGCCCAAAAUCGUCAAUCAAGAGCCGUAAAGGCAGUUUAAAAAAUUACGCUGAAGCGUUUAAAAAGAUUUCCUUGCUGUAAAAAUCAAGUUCCGUGUGCUAAAUACUAAGUGCUGCUGUGUGAAAAAUGAAUUGGGGAACAGUGAAUUUGUUUUUGUCAUGAAAAAUUAGACUAGAUAGAUAUAUUAUUAUCUGCCGUGGUCCGUUCCUAUACGUACCUAGACAGUAUUGAUGGCAUAUUUUUUCUGGGAAUUUAGACCUCAAAGAGGUUAAAAUAGAAGCCAUGAGUGUGCCUAUGGUAAAUAAAUGCUGUUUUCGAGCCAGUCUGCACACUGGGACCUUAAUCAUUGCUUAUAUUUAUACGGUGUGGUCUCUUCUGGAGCUGCUAGGCUACUCGCUGCUAGUGACGCUAGUACCAAUCGGUCGCAAUGGCACCAUCUCCGGCCACAAAUACGCUCUGUACAUCACCGCGGCGGCUGUCAGCGGAGUCACCCUGCUGUGCUCCAUCCUGCUCAUCGUUGCGUCUCACAAGAAGCUCGCAUCUCUCACGCUGCCGUGGACGAUAGUGACGGGCAUCCUGACGGCGGUAUUCUUCACCAUGUGCCUGACCGGCAUCAGCCUCAUCCUGCAGGACUCGGGCGAGAUGCUGGAGGUGGAAGCCAUCGUCAUCGUUGUGCAUCUCACGAGGGCUUGUAUAUCGGUGUACUGCAUAGUGGUGGUGCACAGCCGGCACAAGCAGAUGAUGUACGAGGACGACGAGCGCCGCUUCCAGCGCUCCGGCCGCGUGUACCAGCCCGUGCGGACCAAGGACCUGGCCUUAUAGCAUGCUUCAUGGUGCACCUACUGUGACGAACUGAGGGCCGCUCCUUAUAGCAUACUACUUCAUGGUGUAUCUACUGUGGCGGACCAAAGACCUGGCCUUAUUGCGCACUACUUCAUGGUUCACCUACUGGCGGACCUAAAUGGUAGCCACCAAGCUCAUGACAUUAAUCCUUUGAAGGUUUGCUACGAAAUGUUACUUUUACAUCGCUCAGCAAUGUAGAACGAACCAAUGUCAAGUUAAAUGAGUUUGGUGGCUGUCAUUUAGUGACGAGUUGGCGAAUGACCCGCAGGGCGCGCCAAACUUUUAAAUUCGGUGUUUGCUUUUCGCGCCAAUUGUGAAGUUAAAGUAUACCUGAUGUCCACCAUAGUUGUAAAUAAUUGUAAUAAAAUGCGCGUGCCCUCUAUUGUAAUUUGUACCUUAGGUACCUACCUAGUUAUAACUGUGUCGGAAACCAUUCCACAAGUUACAUUUUUCUGAACUUCAAUAGGUACCUAGGUAGUAGGUAGUUCCCUAACUAUCGGACGAACUCGACGAAAACUAUUCAAGAACGCAUAGCACGCAACCUACUCGUAACUAACGAACGGAUAGACAAAAGUUAAUUAAGAUUUAUUUAAUAAGUUUGAUUAUGGCAGCACUCGAAGUGUUUCUUAGUAAAAAUAAAGCAGUAUUUAUUUUUUAUUUAUAUCGAAUAGGAAAGUAGUGUAAGAAAAUAAAGUAUAAAACAAUGUUU